GGGCUUCAGUUCUACCCAAGCCCACUUAAUCAUAAACAAAUUUUAUCAUACUAAUUCAUGAAGUUUUAUAAUGUUUGAUUCCAGUGGGAAAUCAACAGACCUUCUUGCUUUAUGGAUAACCGGAAAUCUGUCGUGAUCCGCCUGACAUUCGGUGUUGUCACCCAGUGCUGGUGCAGUUUCAUCACAUUCCCGCUAUAUGUUAUCGUUACACAGAUGGGUUCAACGUUGAAGAAAUCAGUAGUUUCUGAACAUGUGAGACAGUCACUUUCUAAAUGGCGGAGACGAGUAAAGGCAAAGCGAAGUUCUUCUUUACUUACACUCGUCAACGCAACAUCUACCACGUCGUUAGAUUCUUUGAUCGAUGAUACAAACAAAACCGAUGACUUCGCCGCCCCACCAAGCAGCAUGGAAGGAAGCUCUUCAACAUUCAAAGAUACAGUCCUGCAACAAGAUACAUCAGAGGCAGGAGGUCCAAUAUUUGAAAUAUCACCAUAUGAUGGCAACUUAGAGGUUCCAUAUUACUCAGAUCCUGAGCACUACGACAGAUUUGAGUGAUGAUGAUCAUUGAUGAGGACCAU
This is a messenger RNA of Pistacia vera, 578 nucleotides long. RefSeq names its product MLO-like protein 4. Lineage: Eukaryota; Viridiplantae; Streptophyta; Magnoliopsida; Sapindales; Anacardiaceae. The transcript has 3 exons. The record is from RefSeq and is a predicted model, not a curated record. Bases 112 to 555 code for a protein of 147 amino acids. Gene Ontology annotation, biological process: defense response. Gene Ontology annotation, cellular component: membrane.